GUGUGUUGUGUGUCGACGUUAACAUACGUUUUAUAUUUUUACAACAAACAAAAAAAUAAAUAUAAACAAUUACAAAAACAAGAUUAAAGCCAGUAAUCAAUGCAGAAAAUUUGUUGACAAUCAUGGAUCGUCAAAAUAAAGAUUCCAACUCAAAAUAUUCUAAAAAAAGAGUCAUUAAUGAUGAAGAUGAUGACACAAAUAAUUCAGAUUUAGAUGAUAGUUAUGUUCCAUAUAUACCAGUUAAAAUACGUAAACAAGAAAAAUUAAUGAAACUUGGAAGAAUAAGUCAAUUGAAAUUUAAUAAUCCAUCAACAGUCAACAAGAGUGGUAGUGAAAAUGAAAAAGAUAGUGAUGAUAUUAAUGAUAAUGAUGAUGAACAAAUAUGGGGUAGAAAAUCAAAUAUAUCAUUAUUAGAUCAACAUACUGAAUUAAAAAAAUUACAUGAAGCUAAAAAAGAAAGUGCAUUUGAACGUCAAUUAAAAGAAGAAGAAAAAAUAUUAGAAAGUGUUACAGAAAAUAAAGCAUUAAUGGGUGUUGCUGAAUUAGCUAAAGGUAUACAAUAUACUGAACCAAUAAAAACAAGUUGGCGUGUACCAAAAAUAGUAUUAUCAAAAGGUAAAGAUUAUAUUGAUAAAUUACAUCAUAAAUUAGGUAUAUUAAUUGAAGGUGAUGAUGUACCACCACCAAUAAAAACAUUUAAAUUAAUGAGAUUUCAUCGUGGUAUAUUACGUGGUUUAGAAAAAAAAGGUAUUAAAAAACCAACACCAAUACAAAUACAAGGUAUACCAACAGUAUUAUCAGGACGUGAUAUGAUUGGUAUUGCAUUUACUGGUAGUGGUAAAACACUUGUAUUUAUAUUACCACUUAUAAUGUUUUGUCUUGAACAAGAAUUAGCAAUGCCAUUUAUACAAAAUGAAGGACCAUAUGGUUUAAUUAUUUGUCCAUCACGUGAAUUAGCUAAACAAAUAUAUGAUAUUAUUUUACAUUAUACAAAUUCAUUAAGAAAAGAUAAUUGUCCAGAAAUACGUUGUUGUCUUGCUAUUGGUGGUAUACCAAAAUCAGAAUCACGUGAUGUUAUUAGACGUGGUGUACAUAUUAUGGUUGCAACACCUGGUAGAUUAAUUGAUAUGUUAAAUACUAAAAUUGUUAAUUUAAGUGUUUGUCGUUAUUUAUGUAUGGAUGAAGCUGAUCGUAUGAUUGACAUGGGUUUUACUGAUGAUGUUAGAACAAUAUUAUCAUUUUUUGAAGGACAAAGACAAACAUUAUUAUUUUCAGCUACAAUGCCAGCUAAAAUACAAAAUUUUGCACAAACAGCAUUAGUUAGACCAGUUACAAUUAAUGUUGGACGUGCUGGUGCAGCAUCAAUGAAUAUUAUACAAGAAGUUGAAUAUGUACAACAAGAAGCUAAAAUUGUUUAUUUAUUAGAUUGUUUAAAAAAAACACCACCACCAGUAUUAAUAUUUUCAGAAAAAAAAAAAGAUGUUGAUGCAAUACAUGAAUAUUUAUUAUUAAAAGGUGUUGAAGCUGUUGCAAUACAUGGAAGUAAAGAUCAAGAAGAAAGAACAAAUGCUGUUGGUGCAUUUCGUGCUGGUAAAAAAGAUGUACUUGUUGCAACAGAUGUUGCAUCAAAAGGUUUAGAUUUUGCUGAAGUACAACAUGUUAUUAAUUAUGAUAUGCCAGAAGAUAUUGAAAAUUAUGUUCAUAGAAUUGGUAGAACUGGUAGAUCAGGUAAAACUGGUGUUGCAACAACAUUUAUUAAUAAAUCAAAUGAUGAAUCAAUUUUACUUGAUCUUAAACAUUUGCUUAUUGAAUCAAAACAAGUUGUACCACCAUUUUUAUUGGAAUUAUAUCCAGAAGAAAAAUACUUGAAUUCUAAGGGUUGUAGUUAUUGUGGUGGUCUUGGUCAUAGAAUUACAAAUUGUCCAAAAUUAGAAACUGAUAAAAAUAAGGAAGCUUCAAGUAUAAGUCGACGUGAUUAUCUUGCUAAUAAUGCUGAUGAUUAUUAA
Messenger RNA from Aphidius gifuensis, 2006 nucleotides. It is a transcript of the gene abs, whose product is annotated as ATP-dependent RNA helicase abstrakt. The record is from RefSeq and is a predicted model, not a curated record. The transcript has 2 exons. Gene Ontology annotation, biological process: mRNA splicing, via spliceosome. Gene Ontology annotation, molecular function: RNA binding; RNA helicase activity; ATP binding. Lineage: Eukaryota; Metazoa; Arthropoda; Insecta; Hymenoptera; Braconidae. Gene Ontology annotation, cellular component: spliceosomal complex. Bases 123 to 2006 code for a protein of 627 amino acids.